AUGGGAAGUCCCGACUCAAGCAAGAACAUCUACAGAAACACGAACAGGAUAUUCGCCCUCGAUGAGGUGGGCAGUGAUGAGUCAGAUCUGCAGGUAGAUCUUUCUCUCUCCCUCUCGGACGACCUGCAUAGCAUCCUCGAGGAGAGAAAGCUGUACACCUUUAACGGGCACAGCGUAGAGCAUCCACGAUAUCCCGAGGGGAUGGAGGAGACGAGUCAUAUAGAUACGUGGUACUCCAAGAAGAAAAGGCGCCCGUACAGCGCCCCGUGGAACUACAUUCCCUCGCAGAAGGAGAGAUACUCCCCCGCGGACGUAUACGGGAAGAGGGAGGGAAAGAAGCAGAAGCUGUGCCUGGGAGUGAUGAAGAGCCUGGAAGUUCCCCAGGAGAAGAGCACGAUAAAUUCGAUACUGCCGCUGUACCUGAACGCUACAACGAGUUUUGACGGGCCUGCACAGAGGAUGGAGUUUAGGAAGAUCAGCAGUAACUUCCUGGAUAGGAUCCGGGGAAUCGACUACGACUCCCUCACAGUCCAGCAGCUGAAGAGUAUCAUGAAGGAGUUCGGGCUCGCAUACACGGGGAAGAAGCACGAGCUCAUCAGCAGGAUGGUGCAGACGUGCAAUAAGAUCAGGAUGAAGCAGGAGGCUGAGGAGAAGGCGCGGAGUGAGGAGAGAGAGGCGGACAGAGAAGAGGGCGAGAGAAGAGCAGGAGAGAGGGGAUCGCUUGGGUUUAUGUUUUUCUAG
Molecule: messenger RNA, 741 nt
Organism: Nematocida major
Lineage: Eukaryota; Fungi; Microsporidia
Exons: 1
Coding region: 1-741 (246 amino acids)
Source: RefSeq, a predicted model, not a curated record